AGAGGUCUCUAGAGAUUGCCAGAAAACAGAAGCCCUUUCUCCUCUCUCUUAGCGUGGCUUCUUCUUCAACAAUUCUCUCUGUAUUUCCUUCUCUUCUUUAUAAAAACCCUUCCGAUUCGUAUACUCUUCAGUGAAGUUCGUGGGAAGGGAAUCAGAUUUUUAAGCGCGGGUUCUGUUUUCUGAGGUGGGAAAAGGAAGUUCCGUGGAGGAUUUACAAUUGAAAUUUGGGAGAGGAGUUUUUUUUUUUGUUCUUUGAUCGGAGAUGAAGAUGAAGAGGAAAGAUCUCGAUCAAUUUAACGAUGAGUUCUCGGAUUUCUCCCUCUCGUCGCCUGCCUGGAAGAUUCGCCGUCUGGAUGUUGGUUUACCGCCUAUUAUAGAAGAAGAGCCGCCGGAAAUUUCUGGUUUAAACGAAGAACGAAUGAUGCCUGUAAAUUAUGUAGCAGGAGGGAACGGUCUGAGGAUUGAGGAAUUGCCGGACGCUUCUUCUGUUGCUGCUGCUUCAGCUUGUGCUAUGGAAGAUCGCCCUCUCUGCGAUAACCAAGAGAGGGCUAUUGUUCUGUUUAAGCCUGUUAACACGUCGUUCUUGCAGUCUUCUCCUCUUUCAGUCUCUGUUGAUUCCGACAUUAUAUCUGGCUUCAAGAGCGAUAUUCUUCGUGAAAACCGUUAUGAUGGGCGGCUGAAAUUUGGUGAGGACGACGACGAAAUGGGGACGGAGAACAAAAAUCUUGCUGUUGUUCCUUGGGUUCCGCGGCUGCAGGUUCCUGCUUCCACGAACAUGCUUGUCCAACAAGAGGAGGCUCCUCAGUUAAUGGAAGCUGAAGAAGUUGGAGAAGCGACAAUGGACAUUGAAGAUGACAACUUAAGCAGUCAACAACACCCUUAUGGCUAUGGAGGAAUGGAUGGAGCUAAUGCCAUUCAUCAAUGGCACCAACAGCACUGCAUGAUUCCGCAGCUGCCACAACAAACGUCCUCGCCCAUAACAUGGUUUCGAUGAUGGUAUGGUAUAUACAUAGGGAAAAAUUACGAUCUUUUGAUCUCAUGGGGUGCUAGAUAGUAGGAUAAUUUGCAGCAAAUUUGACCUGAAGAACAUAUGGGUAUAAAUAUAAUGCCCUUGCUCUAUUGUUCAUCACCUUGUGGCAGCUUUUUCUUGGGAAGUGAUGAUGCUUUUGCACGCAUACGAGGAGUUGCCUUGUUGAGAAUUAUGAGCUCGUGUACAAAUUUUUUCCCCACCUUCAGAACUUCUUGACUGGAAUCUGAUGAAUUAGAGUUAUUCUACUUGAUCUAUGAGUAUGGUAUCCAAAUUUUGAUGA
Molecule: messenger RNA, 1310 nt
Organism: Cucurbita moschata (crookneck pumpkin)
Lineage: Eukaryota; Viridiplantae; Streptophyta; Magnoliopsida; Cucurbitales; Cucurbitaceae
Exons: 3
Coding region: 263-994 (243 amino acids)
Source: RefSeq, a predicted model, not a curated record